GCGGUGGGUUGUGGGAAACACAGUUAGUGCCACAUAUCCGUUUCAGAGGAAGGCGAGUUUACGAUCUCACGAUAGAAUAGAAGCCGAGCACCAAACCUGCACUGGGGACUUCUAGGGGCUCUCCAUCAAAUGGUUUCCCUUUCUGGCUUCCCGUUUCCUUGGAUAGCUGAAUCUGGACAUAGUCGUGAGCAUUGGAAUGUUUUCCGGUUGAGGAACUUUGAUUAAGCUGAUUUGUAAAAUGUAUAGUAGAUGGUUAAACGCUGUCUAGCUUUGUUAGCUAAGCUAACAACUAAAUUCCAGUCACAUAUACACGGUUAGUAAGUAGCCUGUAGGUGCAAUUCCUGAGCUCCGGUUUUUUCUGCAAAAAAAGUAUUUUUUUUUUGCAGGUUUCGGUUGCUCUCUAACAGACUGGAAUAAUAUGUGAUGUUCAUGGAGCUCGUUACGGGCACCUUACAGUUGCAGUACCAUAACAUGGGAAAAAAUACUUCUAACUUUUUGGGAGCGCAUGUUUUUAGCUGUCAGUCAUUGAAUGGGGAACACACAGGAUGAGACGAACUGCCUUCAUCGACGAUGUCGCUCACCUUCUUAGGAAAGUACUGUAGGAUGCCAGGUCAUUUAUCAUAAGCGUGUUGCGCUACGGACCAUUUCCCCAAGCAUGUCUGACACGGAGAGCUCCGGGUUUUUUUUUGGCUUGGGAGAUCCAAUGUGGCUCUGCAUGGUCACACUUUUUAUUGCAUCGUUGGUUACGUUACUGUUGUACCUAGUGCAAUAUGUCCAACACGGUUAUCUAGCGAUCGUACCGAGACCGGCGCAAAACAAUGCGUCAAAGGAGGAAGCGGACGCACUGUUGGAAUGGAUGCUGUCAUUGCAAAGCUGGAAAAGUCAAUGGAAAGAAGCUUGGUGCAGGGCGCUAAACAACGAGUCACGGAGGUCUGGGGGUAAUUUGUUGUCAUUUGACGAGGAUGGCCUCCAUUCAUCCGACCUGGUGGUCAGUCAAGUCUGUAGCUUCCAGAAGUCUUCUGGACACAAGACCGCUCGCUGCAAGCUGGUGGGGGACAAGCUUCAGUUCAGCCUCAAUACAAAGUCCCCGUCCUCGGCAGAACCACGCCCAUACACCGUUGAGAUCGCUCCCCUCCAGAUACAGCUGGACCUUGACCUCCAGGAGGCCGGUGAGCAGGUCAAGGUGGGAUGGGGCGUGUCCUACAUGGACACACGGGACCUACGGCUCACCCCGAGCCUCACCCAGGACAACGGCACGUCCCCUGGCGUUGGCGAGCUGAAGGACCGGAUCAGGAGGCUGCUGUGUGCCGCACGGCCCUCCGUGUCGCUGAGCUGCAGGCCCGCUCAGCUCCCGGGGCUCAAGGAGUCAUGCAGCAAGGUGUUGUCCCCCCCCAAACCACCACGGGCACACGAAUGGAAGCUGCUGGUCAAGAACUUCCGGGUCACUCUAAAUCAGGACGGAGCAUCUGCAGGCAGCAUGAAUCCUGUGUGCGUCAUGCAGAUGGACGACCCUCCACAAAGGUUCUCUACCUCGGUCCAGAAGAACUCCACCUCGCCCUCCUGGGACCAGCCUUUCAUAUUUGAGCUGAAUGGGCGUUCGAAAGAGCUCAACAUCCAGCUACUGAAUGAUGGGCAACCUCAAGAGGAUUCUUUACUAGGUCAGGUGUCUGUGCCUUUCCAUCUGGCCAAGAUGCAACCCAAAGGACAGCAAACAUUUGCACUCAUGACCAAAGACCAAGUGACUGGAUCACUGACUACUGAGUUUACCUACCUGGAGCCCAGCGAGGUGCGCACCUGGCUGCCCCCCACCCCGGCCCCCACCAAGCGGGUGGAGAUGGACCGCACGGUGAUGCCCUGCGGCACGGUGGUCACCACCAUCACGGCGGUGAAGAGCAAGCCGGGCCGAGCGCUCUCCACCUCCAUCAGCACAGAGUCCACCCAGAAGGCCACGCCCACAAAGUCCAAGCUGUCGGAGCGCCGCGUCUCUGAGCUGCCGGUGGCGGGGUCGGCGGGCGCCAUGGUGAACAAGACGCUGUCGUCGUCGGACACGGAGCUGCUCAUGCUCAACGGCACGGACCCGGUGGCUGAGGCCGCCAUCCGCCAGCUGCACCAGUCCGCCAAGCAGAAGCUCAAGUCCCCGGUCAAGAAGAGCACCAUCAUCAUAUCCGGCAUCACCAAGGCCCCCCUGUCCCAGGACGACGAGCUGGCCCUGAUGGCGGACUACGCCGCCGCCAUGGACGCCUCCAUGUCUGAGGGCAGCUCCAGCCAGGACAUGACGGUCGCCAUCGCCUCUGGCUCCAGCAGCCCUCCGCCUCUGUCUGAGGCCCAGGCGCCCGGCCCCGGUGCACUGGGGCGCCCCCCGCAGGACUGGGAGAGCCAGGCGGGCGACGAGAUGGAGAACCUGUCCCUGUCCAUGUGUGUGUCCGAGGCCAGCUGCAAGAAGAGCAGAGGAAGCUUCCUCCAGAAGAGCGCCAAGCUGUUCUUCCGCCGGCGGCACCAGCGCAAGGAGCCGGGGAUGAGCCAGUCCCAUAACGACCUGGUGUACCUGGAGCAGCCGGCGGCGGUGGACCGCGCCCGCCACACCGCCACGCUCAGCCGCAUGCGCAGCAAGCUGCUCCCCAAGCACAAGAGCAAAGCCAACGGUUCUACCUCGCCGCCGGGUGGGCCUACGCAGUGACCCCCCCCACACACAGUCCAUGCCCGCUACAGCACCGCUACUCCAAAGCCCACCGCGACUUUACAGCCCCCCCUCCCCCCGUUCACUAUCAGCGCCUCAACCUUGACCUCCCCUACCCCUCCCCGCUCUGUGCGCUCCACGCGCCGGGAUAGAGAUGUGUUUUUGAACAUAGCGGACAUGAAUAUUUUGGGAAUGAAUGCGAUCGCUUCCGUCGACGGAUGACGGAGGGCGUGUCUGGCAUAUGGCAACAGGGCCGACAGAACAGAUUGUCCCAAAAUACAUUUUGAGAGCGCCCCAUGCAGAGUCAAUGAGAUCCGUCGACGGACGUAUACAGUGUGAAGGCGGUGUUAUUAAGCAUCCCACCCCCCCACCACCAAUCCACUCCACCCUGCUGAAGUACCCUUCCUAAACCCAGCCUUGUGGACAUGGCGCAAAGAGAGACAGACAGGCGAUGCAUGGUUUGGUCGACCCCGUCUUGCGAAGAGGGUCUUGAGAUUCAUGGAAAUGCAGAAGCGUAGUCUUAUGCAUGUUUGAUUUUAUUUGGACCGUAUGCAACGACGACAAGUCAUCUUUUAGCAGUUCAGCGGCCUUGUGCUACGCAAAAUGGCGGAUGUGCACGUCUUCACUGUGUACCCUACUGACUCCGGAGGGUUGAAAUAAUCGUGAUUCUCACGGGCAUCAGGCUAUUGUAGGCCAGUGACGAGGAGUGGGUAUGAUUUGCACAUCAGUUAUGACUUUUUUUUUUGUCAUUCAUGAACUUGAUGUACGAGUGCAAUGGUGAAAGAGACUCUUAUUAGUUGGAAAUGUUUUGCUCAUAUUCACCUAGUGAUUUUAUGUGUAAAUGGGGCAUAAAGGGAGACCGUUGACUCGUUCUUUUAUUGCAAGAUAAGGAGAAAAUUAUCGUAAUGAAAUAAUCUCAAACACUAGUUGUGUUGGCAUUUUAUGAAAUAAGGAAUUCAAGUACAUGAAUAUCAGAUUGUACUGCUUGAUUGUUAAUGUGGCAAAUUCCAUAUGUGAUACAAUAUAAGAACAUUUAAAAAAGAUGAUAACUAUUGAAACCUGAGCAGCAAGGACUAAUAUUAAACCUUUAUCCGAAUUCAUAAUUAUUCAUUAAUUAUUCAUGGGCAUGGUCUAAGAUAUUUUGCAAUAUUGAUGAGUCGUAAAAGUCACCCAAGAACUUUAAUACAAAAAAAAAGCGUAAUUGCGAUGAAAUUGUUACUGUUUCUUACUGUGGGGAAUAUCGCAGUGUGUCUGUCAUUGUCAUUUGAAUGUUUUAUUUCUUAUUUGCGGUGUUUUCAAAAUGGUUAUCCACUUCUUUAGUCUUCCAGGAUGCUCUCUCGGACACUACUCUUGUAGAUGGGUUUUUCGGUGUGUCAAAGGGAACCAAACAGGCCAGAAUGGAGACUUUGACACUACUCUUAAGCCAUACAAAAUGCAGUGCUUGUUAAUGAAACCGGUUCUGUGCUCAUUUGGAUUGUGUAUAUUUCCAUUGAUUUGAAAUGUCAAUUUCUUUGAAUAUGUGUUUUUCUUUCUUUAUAAAACAAUUGUAUCGUGGCUUUGAACGAGCAUCGAUAGUGAUCGUUUUUUGGUAACAGUUGAACGGUUUUUUAUUUUGAUUGUUUUUAACCCAGCUAAUGAAUGUAUUCGUUUCGUGGACAUCUCGUCGAACGAUGUUCUUCAAGAAAAUCUGUUACUUCUAACUACUGUCCGUCCCGUUUUCUCCAACGGGACCACACGUUUGACUGGGAGCGACGGCCGAUGCGCCACAACAGACAAAAGCGGGAUGCUCCUCGAUGUCAAAAGGAUGUUCCGCUUGGUUCAAUUCAGGGGAAGCUGGAGCUCACCCCUCCGUGCCCGAGCUCUAUGGACACUGUAUGGACUGGACCUGAAUUAACGCGUUUGAUCGGCCAGCGCUCUUUCCUCACAAUCUGAGACUUCUUAUUAAGAAGGCCGGGAACAUAAUCAGAAACCUGACUCAGACUGAUAACGUCUGCCUGCCAGGACGUUGUGGCCCAAACGUGCCUGUCGUUCAAGGUGGCCUAUUCCGCAGACAUGUUUGUUUUCCUUUUUUCUUAUCGUACCAAAAGAGGCAUUUACAAGGGACUGCUGCCCAACCAAAGCAAAUCCUCUUUACAGUGUGGGUGACUUUUUUUUUUGUUACUAAACUAAGGUCCUAAUUUAUAGCAAAGUAGCGGGGUGAUUACGAUUAUGCUAUUACCAACAUUAAGGAUUAAAGAAUGGAGAAAUAAAUGGGUUGCUUUAUACAUGCAAACUUUCAUUGUCCCUUAGGAAAUGGCAGCCUGUAAGCUAUGCAAUUGUAAUACAUUCAAGCAAUGAGCUUUUAUGUGAUUAAUAAACUUCCUUCCCAUAAUUAACAUGUUAUUGUAUUGUAUUUAUAUUCAGCAAUAAACAUUGACUCAAGAA
Messenger RNA from Gadus macrocephalus (Pacific cod), 5101 nucleotides. RefSeq names its product C2 domain-containing protein 2. Bases 656 to 2677 code for a protein of 673 amino acids. Lineage: Eukaryota; Metazoa; Chordata; Actinopteri; Gadiformes; Gadidae. The record is from RefSeq and is a predicted model, not a curated record. The transcript has 13 exons.